GAUGCGGCCCGGGGGCGGGCUCCGCGGCGCGGCGGGGCGGCGCAGCCGAGGUGGGCUUGGCGCCCCCCCACCUGCCUAUAAAGGCGGCAGCGGCGGCUGCCCCGGCACCAGCGCGGUCCCGCCGGCACCAUGCGUGCUGCCCGCUGGCUGGAGCUGGCGCUGGCCCUGGCCCUGCUGUGCCGCCCCGCGGCGGCCUGGUACCGGCAGGCGGCCGGACCCAGCUACUACUCGGUGGGCAGAGCCUCGGGGCUGCUCUCCGGCCUCCGCCGCUCGCCCGGCAUCCACCGCGACGAUGCUGACGGCGCUGCCCAGCACGGCCCCCGCCUGCGGCCACGCGCUGCGGUGAGUACCCGGCCGCCCCCGGGAUCAGGCACGGCCGGCGCCGCGGCAGGGCGGCUCCCCAGGCCCUCCCCAGGGCUCUGCGCCACGGUGCCGUGCGUGACAGAUGUGUCCCCGGAGCUGCAGAGCUGCCAGGCGCUGCCUGGAGUGCCGGGCGCCCUCCAGUGCAAGGCGGACGUGACCAUGUCCCUGGACCCCACGGAGUGCCCGGACACGUGAGCCGGCACCAACGCAACCCCGCCAGGACGGCAGCUCCGACAAUAAACGCACCUGGACUGGA
Messenger RNA from Dromaius novaehollandiae (emu), 619 nucleotides. RefSeq names its product neuropeptide B (gene NPB). NCBI's taxonomy places the organism in Eukaryota, Metazoa, Chordata, Aves, Casuariiformes, Dromaiidae. Gene Ontology annotation, molecular function: G protein-coupled receptor binding. The record is from RefSeq and is a predicted model, not a curated record. The transcript has 2 exons. The coding region runs from base 130 to 558 and encodes 142 amino acids. Gene Ontology annotation, biological process: G protein-coupled receptor signaling pathway; feeding behavior.